AAAAAAGUUGCUUUGGUUGCUGCGACAUUCUGUAUAUUAGUGUAUUCUAUUUUUUGUCUUCGUUCUCUCUCCAUUCUUUAUCCUUCAAAUUUAUAUUGUCUCACCAUGCCAGCCAUUACACCAACACAACUCUCAGCGCUACAAAAGAAUCUGAAGAAUAUCCGCAACAUCUGUAUAUUAGCCCAUGUUGAUCACGGCAAGACCACGUUAUCCGAUUCACUCCUAGCAACAAACGGCAUUAUCUCGUCUAAAAUGGCGGGCAAAGUGCGUUACCUCGAUUCACGAGAAGACGAACAAGAACGCGGCAUUACAAUGGAAUCAAGUGCCAUUAGCUUGUAUUUCAAGCUUGUACGUGCAUCAACUGAAGGCGAAGGUAAUGUGGCCAGCGAGUUCUUGAUCAACUUGAUCGAUUCACCCGGUCACGUCGAUUUUUCGUCCGAAGUAUCCACAGCGUCUCGACUCUGCGAUGGUGGUUUGGUAUUGGUUGAUGUGGUCGAGGGUGUGUGCACACAAACGAUUUCGGUGCUGCGACAGGCAUGGAUUGACAAGGUCAAACCAAUCCUUGUAUUCAACAAGAUGGAUCGGUUGAUUGUGGAACUCAAGCUGACGCCUCAAGAGGCCUAUCUUCACCUGAUUCGUAUUCUUGAACAAGUAAAUGCAAUUAUGGCAACGUUCUUUACGGGCGAUUUGAUGGAAGAUGAAGCACGAAAAGUCGAAGCAGAAAAGCAGAAUGAGGAUUGGCAUGGCGAAGAGCGCGAUGACUCGGAUAUCUAUUUCGAUCCAAGCAAAGGGAAUGUCAUUUUCGCGAGUGCUGUCGAUGGCUGGGCUUUUCGUAUCCAGCAAUUUGCAAGCAUCUAUUUCAAAAAGCUUGGUUUCAAGGAAUCUGUUCUGCAGCAGUGCUUAUGGGGAGACUACUAUUUUGAUGCAAAAGCCAAGCGUGUGAUCCAACACAAGCACCUCAAGGGCCGUAAUAUGAAGCCCAUGUUUGUUCAGUUCGUUUUGGAUAAUAUCUGGGCUGUCUAUGAUAGCGUUGUUGUUCAACAGAAUCGCGAACGAACCGAAAAAAUCGUCAACUCGCUCAAUAUCAAGGUGCUUCCGCGGGAUCUUCGGUCUCGCGACACACAAACCUUAUUGACAGCUAUUUUCUCACAAUGGUUACCACUGUCAACAUGUGUUCUGCUCGCUAUUAUUGGUCAAUUGCCACCACCCGUCGAGGCACAACGCAUCCGCAUUCCCAAAAUGUUAUACCCGGAUGUACAACAAAACGACAACGAGCCAUUAAAGCCAACCAACGACGUUGAAACGGCGCUUUACGCAUGUGACGCGUCGGAAAAUGCACCUGUGGUUGCUUAUGUCAGCAAAAUGUUUGCUGUUCCUGCCGACCUGUUACCAGAAAACCGACGCAAGCAAAUGACGGCAGAAGAAAUGCGCGAACGAGGCCGACGUCAGCGAGCUUUGCGUGCUGCGUUGGAGGACAAGACUAAUAAUGAGGAUAACGGCGUACCUUUGGAUUCUGAAACCAUCGCUCAACUCCAAGCUGAAGCAGACAGAGAAAAGGAAGAAGAAGAACGGAAGGCCAAGGAAGAGAUCAAGGGAGAGCGAAUCAUUGGCUUUUCGAGAUUGUACUCUGGUACGAUCCGUGUUGGCCAAAAGCUCUAUGUGUUGGGACCCAAGUAUGAUUCUCGGUAUCCCGACCAGCAUUGCAGCGAAAUCAAGGUCGAAAGCUUGUACUUAAUUAUGGGACGUGAGCUUGAGGCAUUGCCCGAAGUAUCUGCAGGCAAUGUGUUCGGUAUUGGCGGUUUGGAAGGACAUAUUCUCAAGAACGGUACUCUUGUGAGCACCAAGGAACAUGUGAGCAAUAUGGCAGGCGUGCGCAUGGAGGCAUCACCCAUUGUCCGUGUAGCCCUGGAGCCUGCCGAUGCAGCUGAUAUGGACAGGCUUGUAGAAGGAUUGCGUCUGUUGAACCAGGCUGAUCCAUGUGUUGAAGUGCUACUUCAAGAGACUGGUGAACACGUUAUCCUGACUGCCGGCGAAUUGCAUCUUGAACGGUGCUUGCGCGACCUCAAGGAACGAUUUGCCAAGAUCGAUAUUCAUGUGUCGCCUCCUAUUGUACCUUUCCGAGAAUGCAUUGUUGGUGCAGAUUUGCCACCUGCGAAGGACACCGAGAACGGCCAAAUACCCCGUGGUAUGCAGGAGAUUCAGUCGUCGUCAAAGAACAUUACCUUGAAGGUUCGCACUGUUCCACUUCCAGAGCUUGUCACCGAGUUCUUGAAUCAGCAUACGUCAACCAUCAAGUCCAUUGUCGAACAAAAGUCGGUUAAGAAAGCAGUAGACGAGGAUGAUUUGCUGCAGCAAGUGACAUUGGAUGCAGGUGAAAAAGUACUCUCACCCGAGGAAUUCCAGUCUAUCCUGCGUGAAAAGUUUUCCGAAGCGCAGAAGCAAGGCGGACCAUUGGCACCGCUGUGGGAAAACAUUGUCGAUCAAAUCUGGUCUUUUGGUCCACGACGAAUUGGUCCUAACAUUUUGGUCAACCGUAUUCCAGGCUAUAUCCGCAAGCCCUUUUUUCAAAUCGAAAAGACUGGAAACAAGAGUGAAAGUGAUGUUCGAGAUGACCAUGCGGACGAGGUGCUGGAAGUACAGCAACAAAAUGAUAGCGAGGAGGCAUUGGGUAUUCUAGAUGUCGAUUUCCCUGUUCACACAGGCUUUCAGCUGUCCACUUUGGCGGGUCCAUUGUGUGCCGAGCCUGUACAAGGCGUUUGCUACAUCGUGCAUGGCCUGGAAAUUCAUCAGGAAGAGUCAGAUAGUGCCGAUGUGCGCUCAAAGCUAGCGCUUAUUCAGGGUAAGGUCAUUUCAGCUAUGAAGGAGGCAUGUCGACAAGGCUUCUUGGACUGGUCCCCACGGUUAUUCUUGGCCAUGUACAAAUGUGAUAUCCAAGCUUCUGCCGAGGUGCUUGGAAGAGUGUAUGGCGUCAUUUCCAAACGCAAGGGCAAGAUCGUGUCCGAAGAUUUGAAGGAUGGCACACCAUUCUGGCAAAUUCAUGCCCUUUUACCAGUGAUUGAAAGUUUCGGUUUCUCCGAUGAAAUUCGUAAGCGAACAUCUGGUGCUGCAAGUCCACAGCUAGUAUUUAGUGGCUUCGAGAUGCUGGAUGAAGAUCCAUUCUGGGUACCCACGACUGAGGAAGAGUUGGAGGAUUUGGGCGAAAAGGCAGACAAAGAAAACCUUGCAAAGAAAUACAUGGACACUGUGCGCAAGCGAAAGGGCAUGUUUGUGGAGAAGAAGUUGAUUGAGCACGCAGAAAAGCAACGUACUUUGAAAAAGUAAUUAGAAUCAUGGAAAACAAAAUGGGUAAUAGAAGAACAUUUUUAUUAUAUGCACCAAGCA
This is a messenger RNA of Zychaea mexicana, 3381 nucleotides long. RefSeq names its product P-loop containing nucleoside triphosphate hydrolase protein. The transcript has 8 exons. Gene Ontology annotation, cellular component: ribonucleoprotein complex; cytosol. Gene Ontology annotation, molecular function: ribosome binding; GTPase activity; GTP binding. The record is from RefSeq and is a predicted model, not a curated record. Gene Ontology annotation, biological process: cytosolic ribosome assembly. Lineage: Eukaryota; Fungi; Mucoromycota; Mucoromycetes; Mucorales; Lichtheimiaceae. Bases 106 to 3321 code for a protein of 1071 amino acids.